Molecule: messenger RNA, 2646 nt
Organism: Camelina sativa (false flax)
Lineage: Eukaryota; Viridiplantae; Streptophyta; Magnoliopsida; Brassicales; Brassicaceae
Source: RefSeq, a predicted model, not a curated record
AUGCUAUCAAUCUGUGGGAUGUUGGAACUUAAAAGUAAAGGGAAUAGCUUCACCUGGGGUGGCAUGCGGGGAACCACUUGGGUGCAGUGCAAGCUGGAUAGAAGCUUUGGAAACAAAGAAUGGUUCAAGCACUUCCCGGCUUCGAAUCAAUCCUUCCUAGAGAAAAGAGGAUCAGAUCAUAGACCGGUCUUGGUAAGUCUUUUAGCUUCGAAGGAAUCAUACAGGGGUCACUUUAGAUUUGACAAAAGAUUUCUGUUCAAACCAAAUGUCAAAGAGUCGAUUACCCUGGCUUGGAACUCUUCUCUAGUACGUCAAAGAGAAGGAUCAGUCUCUGAUAAGUUGAGAUGUUGUAGAACGGCUUUGAGCAAGUGGAAAAAGGAAAACUAUAUCAAUGCGGCAGAUAAGAUCUCCCAUCUUCAAGUUGCACUUGAAUCAGAGCAAUCGGCUCAUCCUCCUUCUCAGAACCUGAGAUCAGAGGCCUCAAAAGGAGAAGUUGCUAAUAGUUACUUCAAGUCAUUAUUCACAUCUUCUAAUCCGGGUAACUUUCAGUCUCUCUUCUCUGACCUACCUCCUCGGGUGUCUACAUUGAUGAAUGAUGGUUUAACAAAGCUGGUAAGUAAAGAAGAAAUAAAGGAAGCUGUCUUUGCUAUAAAACCCUCAAGCGCACUAGGCUCGGAUGGAAUGACAUGCCUUUUCUUUCAACACUAUUGGGACGUGAUUAGAGAAGAGGUUACCAAGGAGAUACAAGCUUUCUUCACCUCUGGCUCAUUUCCCAAGGAAUGGAACUAUAUUCAACUUUGCCUCAUUCCAAAGAUUGCAAACCCAAUGCAUAUGUCAGAUCUUCAACCUAUUAGCUUAUGCUCAGUUCUGUACAAAAUCAUCUCCAAUAUCCUCGUUAACAGGCUGAAACCGCUUUUGUGUGUCAUUGUAUCUCCAAAUCAGACGGCUUUUGUACCUGAAAGGUUGAUCUUUGAUAACAUCAUGGUGGCUCAUGAGCUAGUUCACGCCCUCCGCACUGACCCUCAAGUAUCAAAGAGUUUUUUGGCCAUCAAAACCGACAUGUCCAAAGCUUUUGAUCGGGUUGAGUGGUCGUAUAUCAAAGCUCUUCUAACAGCCAUGGGGUUCCAUUCAAAGUGGAUUGGUUGGAUAAUGGCUUGUGUGACUUCAGUAACGUUCACGGUUCUUCUUAAUGAUCAAGAGCAUGAAUCAAAAGGCAAGAUCAAUGGAGUCCAAUACUCGGAAGAAGGACCAUCAUUACAUCACCUUCUAUUCGCCGAUGAUAGCUUAUUUCUCUGUAAAGCGGAGGUAGAGCAAUGCACUCAGCUUAAUCAGAUCUUAAAAGAGUAUGGUGAGGCUACUGGUCAAAUCAUCAAUCUUUCGAAAUCAUCCAUUACUUUUGGGAGCAAAGUGGUCGAAGAUGUGAAACUUCAGAUCAAACAGGUAAUGGGAAUUGAGAAUGAGGGAGGAGCAGGAUCAUACCUUGGGCUACCAGAAUGCUUUAGUGGCUCCAAAAAGGACAUGCUAGCAUAUAUCCAUGACAAACUUAAGAAUAGACUGUCAGGUUAUUUUGCAAGAAAUCUUAUCACAAGGGGCAAAGAAGUUUUGUUGAAAUUUGUAGCAAUGGUUAUGCCAGUCUACGCGAUGUCUUGCUUCAAAGUCCCUAAGUCUACGUGUAAUGCCCUGUCCAGUGCAAUGGCCGAUUUUUGGUGGCAAGCUUUAGAGCAUAAAAGGAAGAUCCACUGGAGACAUUGCAAGUUUCAACCAAGCAUUGUUAGCCAAACAAGCUUGGCGACUUCUUCAAAACCCAAACUGCCUUUUUGCAAGGAUUUUAAGAGCCGAUACUACCUGCAUACUGAUUUCUUAAAUGCUGAAGUCGGAGAUCGCCCCUCAUUUGCCUGGAGAAGUGUGCUUCAUGGGUCAGAACUUCUACAACAAAACCUAAAAAAGAAAAUUGGCAAUGGGAAAUCAGUCAGAGUUUGGAUGGAUCAGUGCAUCUUUGAUGGUGAAUGGAGAGCCCCUUAUAGUAGACAAAUACAUAUGAACAUCUCCCUCAAGGUCAGUGAUCUUAUUCAUCAUCAUUCAAAUGGUUGGGACCGAGAUCGUCUCGACGACCUGUUCUAUCCCCAAGAUAUUGAUCGCAUUCUGGCAAUCAAGCUGGUUCUAGAUGAGGAAGAUUUCUGGUGCUGGGAGCCAAAUAAAUCUGGAGAUUACUCGGUUAAGACUGGGUAUGAUUUAGCUCUCUCCAUUAAUAAAGGCCAGCUCAUUGAAGAAGCUUUGUGUCAACCUUCUCUGAAUCCCUUAAAAGAGAAAAUUUGGUCUAUCAACACGGAGCCUAAGAUCAAAAUUUUCCUUUGGAAAACCUUAAGUGGAGCCCUUCCUGUUGCUGAGAGACUUAUCUCAAGAGGAAUGAGGAUUGACAGGAGAUGUCAGUUAUGUGGUUUUGAGGGGGAAGAUAUCAAUCACGUCCUCUUUACUUGUGCAAUUGCGAGACAGGUUUGGGCCCUUUCUCUUUUCCCACACCCUGAGAAUGGUUUCUCACAACAUUCUGUUUAUGGAAACCUUGAUUUCUUGCUGACCAUGGGUGAGAGUUCGAGUAUCCAGUUAGAUAUCAGACAAUCUUUUCGUUGGGUUUUGUGGUCUCUUUGA